Molecule: messenger RNA, 2520 nt
Organism: Pieris macdunnoughi
Lineage: Eukaryota; Metazoa; Arthropoda; Insecta; Lepidoptera; Pieridae
Source: the annotation of a GenBank genome assembly
AUGAGCUUUGAUCAAAGUCACAUUCUACAUUCGACACAAAGAACGCCUCUCAAAGGUAAUCGCGUAAGACAACUUGUAUCUCGUGAAGACACUCUGAAUCUUACUCCAAUACUCAAUGAAUCUUCUUACUUUAGAUCUUUAAACGACAGUAGUUUGAGACAAAUUUUGGACGAAUCUUCAAUUGUUCUAAAUACCGGAACAGCUGGAAAUGGCUUAAGUGAAAUAUUUUUUGAAAUAAUUCAAUCAAGUCGGGCAAGUGAUGUUUUGGAUACGUUAGCAAGGUUAGGUCAGGCUUGUUGUGAUUCUCUUGAGUUAGUCGAACCAUGGAAUCGUUACAGUGCACACAAUUACUGGUUAGUAGAGGAAGCUAAUACCUGGAAACUGCUGCAUUGCUUAUAUGCCGACUUAUUAAUUGAACAUCCGGAAUCAUUUGAAAGUAUUAUUACACAAACCACUUUGUCUCAACAAAUUUUAGUAAAUGCUUUAUUUCAAAGUGACCCGGAACUGAGACUUUUUCAGUUACUAGUGGACUGGCUAGAAGCCACAGCUGCAUAUCAAGACCAGGCAACUAGAACUACAGCUCCAGUUAUUUCAAAUAACAUUCAUUGGGGUAAUACCCUCCAUCAAUUACUUCUUGGAACAAGUUUGUUCAAUAAAGAAAGAAAUACAGCUAUGGUCACUAGAAUAGAUCCUGAUGCUUCAACCCGUCAACAUAAAAGUAUUCAUUCAGAUGAUUCAAAAGAUGAUAAUGACCUAUGUAAAAUGGUUUUUACGGAACUUCGUUGUGGAAAUUUUAAAAAUGCAGUUUCUCUAUGCAUAAAUGCAGGCCAAGCAUGGCGUGGAGCAGUGUUACAAGGAUGGAAAUUAUUACAUUAUUUACCAAAAGAUUCUGAUUCUACCAUUGAUCUGACUGGAAACAAGUCUCGGGAUCUCUGGAAAUGGUGUGCACUUGGUAUAGCUACCAAUUCCUCUGAAAAUAUUCACUACAGAGCAGCAGUUGGAAUAUUAUGUGGCCAUUUACAAAGUGCUCUUACAGCAUGCCAAGGCAAUUGGGAAGAUUUGUUGUGGGCCCAUUUGAGAGUCCAAAUAGAAACUAGAGUGGACAAAUUCUUACAUGAACACUAUGCUACAGCUGAAGCUAAUACUACAACACCAGAAGUUCUAGAACUAUUACAAACUGACUUGCCCACUUCUGAAAUAUCUUUGCAACAAAUUUUUAGUGCUGUAAAGUCAUUAUUAGAUGGUAAAAAGGAAUCAAAUUACCAAACUUGUCAAAGAUAUUUAAUGUUGGGACAUAUUAGAUGUAUAAUGCAGGACUCUUUAGAUUGGCUUCAAAGUGCUGAAGACCGAUUUGUAAGAUUUCUUGCCCAUCUGGUAUUAAUUUUGCGUCAAAUGGGUAAAGAUCCUCAACAUGAUACUGGUGACAUUAUUCUAGAAAAGUAUAUAACGCAAUUGAUUGAAAACUUGGUUGAAGGAUCCUGUGAUUGUCCAGAGCUUAUUGCUUUCUACAUUUCCACCGUCCCAAAUGAGAAACAAAUAAUUCUAUUUGCUGAGUUGAUGGAUAAAAUAUAUAAAAGUGAAAACCGACAAGAUACAGUGAAUGCUGGCAAAACAGCUGGAAUUGAUGUGGCUGCAUCAGCUAGAGUAGCAAUUAAAAAGUCCAUUACGGAAAUACAACAAAAUUAUGGACAUAUUGAUAGUACAUUCACACAAACAACAGCAGUUGAAAAAGAUAAAACACUAAUUAACAAAGUUAUUUUGUCAUUGGAAUGGCUAGCUCUACAACCAAAUCAAGUAGCAGAGGCACUUUGGUUAAGCAAUGCAAUGGUUCGAACAUUCAUAUUUAUUGGAAACACAGAAGCAGCCAUCAAUUGCUUAGGUAGUGUUAAAAAUAUGUUUUCUGAGGUUAUAAAACAACUCAAUCCUACUUCCUCUGAACUAAAAGAACAUUUAUGCUUGAAAGCUUAUUUAGAAGCCCUAGAAGGAUUUGCUACAUGGUACAGACAUUACAUUAGUGGACAGCCCAAGGAUGUUGAACCAUUGCCAUCAAAUGCAACAUUUGCUGACAAAGUUCACCAUGAGCAAAAAGUUGCUCAAAUUGAACAACAAAAGGCACGAUGGAAAAAUACAGUAUUACACCAAUCUCGUCACACAAAAACCUUGCUGUAUAAUACUUUAUUAUUCCCAGGAGGUUGGCUUCAAGAUGAAAAUGAUUGUACAUCUUCACAAAACUUUUUAGAAUCUGAACAAGAAGAAAGAAUAAAACAAUUAGAAACAUUAAGAAAGUUAUGUAUACCAGAAAUUGUGGUUUUGAUUAUAAAAAUUUUACAAAGCAAUGAUGAUGUUGAUAAUCAUAAAGAAGCAGUGCAGUUAAGUGAUUUGAUAGCAGCGGAAAAUCGCUGUUUGUAUAAAGUUUUCACUAAAGCAAAGCUACAAGACAUUUUAGAAAGGAUUAAAGAAUCAAGUUUAAUUCUGAUAAAUAAAGGAAGAGAUAUUUUUGGAUAUGAUUUAGUUGAAUAA